AUGAUCCAUAUAAUUCAACUGACUCAACCUAAAAUAAUAUUUGGCUCAGAAUUCGCCAUUGAGAAGGUCUUCGACACGUCUAAAAAAUUCUCCUUCGUUGAAAAAGUUAUUCAAUACGGAGAUACUGUGUUAAUUGAUGGAAUUCGUGCUUUUGAGGAUAUUCUAAAGGACAAGAGAUAUACCAUACGCGAGGAAGACUAUGUGUAUCCAAAGAAAGAUCUCAAUAGGAAUGCUAUGAUUGCGCUGUCUUCAGGAACAACAGGACUCUCAAAAGGAGUGCAGAUCACUGAAUCGAAUCUUAUGGCCACAUUAUCAAUUUUAAAAGAAUUGACUAAUCUUCGUAGAGCGAAUAAUCCCGUCAUCCUAAGUUCCACUCCAUGGUCACAGGUUCUCGGUUUUAUUACGCAAAUUAGAUGCGUAGUUGAAGACUUUACUGUCAUUUUCAUCCCGAGAUUUGAAGAACGUCUAUUCUUGAACUGCAUUGAAAAGGACAAAGUUACCCAUCUUAUGAUUAAUCCUCACACGAUAUUGUUUUUGGCUAAAAGUCCCCUUAUAAUGGAUUACGACCUAUCUAGUCUCCAAAUAUUGAUUUGCGGAGGAGCUACUUUGAAUGAAGAAUUGGAAAAAAAUGUCAAAGUAAGAAUACCUAAUCUCAUAGGCAUUCGCCAGGGAUACGGUCUUUCUGAAACAUUUGUGGCUAUAAGCUGCAUUGGUAUAAAGACUAAACCAGGAAGUGUUGGAACUGUUGUAAAAGGAACCUAUUGCAAAGUUGUUGACUUAGCAACUGGUAAGAGCCUUGGACCCAAUGAAACAGGAGAAUUGUACCUCAAAAGUCUACAAACCAUGAAGGGUUAUAUUGGGAAUGAUGCUGCUACGAAGGAAGCAUUCGAUCCUGAAGGAUGGCUUCGUACAGGAGAUCUUGGAUAUUACGAUGAAGACGAAUUCUUCUUCAUUGUGGAUCGGAUAAAAGAAGUGAUUAAAUAUAGAGCAUUGCAAGUGCCGCCAGCUGAACUAGAAGCUCUCCUUCUGAGUCACCCCAAGAUCGCUGAUGCAGGUGUUACCGGGAUUCCGAAUGAGGCUGAUGGUGAGCAUCCAAUAGCUUUUGUGGUGAAGAAGCCAAAUGAGGAAAUUACUGAACAGGAGAUAAAGGACUACAUUGCCAAUCUUGUAAUCGACAUCAAAAGAUUGCGGGGUGGAGUAAGAUUCGUAAACAGUAUACCUAAAAACGCAAUGGGUAAAAUUCUCAGGAGAGAGCUUAAAAAAUUAAUUGAUAAUAUAUAA
Phlebotomus papatasi is the source of this 1281-nucleotide messenger RNA. RefSeq lists its product as uncharacterized. Gene Ontology annotation, biological process: fatty-acyl-CoA biosynthetic process; long-chain fatty acid metabolic process. The coding region runs from base 1 to 1281 and encodes 426 amino acids. Gene Ontology annotation, molecular function: long-chain fatty acid-CoA ligase activity. The transcript is spliced from 2 exons. The record is from RefSeq and is a predicted model, not a curated record. Lineage: Eukaryota; Metazoa; Arthropoda; Insecta; Diptera; Psychodidae.